UUAUCGUUUCACAUUCUGUAUCGACAUCUAAAAUAAACGAACUUUUCGAUCAUGCCGCUCAGGAUUGGAUAUGUUCGAGAGCAUUUCUCUUCUCCCCUACUACAAUACGCCCAAGCAGACCAGAAUAAGACCUUCACUCUUGUCGAAUGUCCAAGCGGAACCGGACAGUUGAUCUCGCGCCUCACAAACGAUGAGAUUGAUGUUGCGAUUGCACUCACAGAUCCGCUUAUCUCUGGCAUCGCUAACGGAUCCAAGGCCUACAAGUUGGUGGGCAGCUAUGUCACGACACCCUUGAACUGGGCCGUCAUUACAGGAACUGGAUCCAAGUAUAACUCGAUUGCUGAUCUCAAAGACACGACGAUAGGAAUCUCACGACAAGGAAGCGGAAGCCAGACCAUGGCGUACGUAAUGGCCCUACAACAGGACUGGCCUUCGGAAGACCUUCAAUUCAAGAUCAACAACGACAUCCAUGGACUCAUCAAAUCCGUCAACGAUGGAUCAACCAGCGCUUUCAUGUGGGAAUGGUUUACCACGAAGCCGUUCGUCGAUGCGAAGGAAUGUCGUUUUAUUGGCUCGGUGCCGACGCCCUGGCCUUCCUGGUUGAUUGCAGCUCGACCGACCACCCCUUCUGGCGAUCUGCGGGAGUUUUUGACAUCGCUGUCCACCUAUGUCAAGACUUUUGAUUCCCCCGACAGCCGUGCAAGCCGUAAUGUGGAAUUUAUCAAGACUCACUUCGGGUACUCAGAAAAAGAUAUAUUGGCGUGGUUGAAAACCGUCGGUUAUCCCGAUGAUUGCUUAACGAUCCAAACUAAGGUCAUAACUGACACCCUAAGCGUCCUUCAAAAGGCCGGAGUGGUCGAGGGGGAGUUUGAAGUCGGACAAUUUGUCGACACCGACGUUGUAACCUUAGUGUAACGCGCCAGAUCCAGAAGUAAAGGAGAAGUUUUUCAUAAUAAUAUAACUGUAUUAUGCACUUGUGUAGUUCGUGUG
This is a messenger RNA of Guyanagaster necrorhizus, 990 nucleotides long. RefSeq names its product periplasmic binding protein-like II. The transcript has 11 exons. The coding region runs from base 52 to 915 and encodes 287 amino acids. Gene Ontology annotation, biological process: transport. Lineage: Eukaryota; Fungi; Basidiomycota; Agaricomycetes; Agaricales; Physalacriaceae. The record is from RefSeq and is a predicted model, not a curated record.